Sorex araneus (European shrew) is the source of this 1666-nucleotide messenger RNA. RefSeq names its product zinc finger and BTB domain containing 32 (gene ZBTB32). The transcript has 5 exons. The record is from RefSeq and is a predicted model, not a curated record. NCBI's taxonomy places the organism in Eukaryota, Metazoa, Chordata, Mammalia, Eulipotyphla, Soricidae. Gene Ontology annotation, molecular function: DNA-binding transcription factor activity, RNA polymerase II-specific; RNA polymerase II cis-regulatory region sequence-specific DNA binding; protein binding. Gene Ontology annotation, biological process: regulation of transcription by RNA polymerase II. Bases 1 to 1479 code for a protein of 492 amino acids. Gene Ontology annotation, cellular component: nucleus.
AUGCCCUGGCCUCCAAUAAUACUGUCUAGUCCCUAUGGCUCUGACCGGCUAGUGCGCCUGGCAGCCAGACUCCGACCAGCACUAUGCGACACCCUGAUCACGGUGGAGAGCCAAGAGUUCCCUGCCCACAGCCUGGUGCUUGCGGGUGUGAGCCAGCAGCUGGGCCGCAGGGGCCACUGGGCUCUGGUGAAAGGCAUCAGCCCUUCCACCUUUGCCCAGGUGCUCCACUUUGUUUAUGGGGAGAGUGUCGAGCUGCAGCCAGGGGAACUGGAGUCCCUCGAGGAGGCAGCCAGGGUCUUGGAAGUUCCGUCCCUGGAAGAAGAAUGCAGGAGGGCUCGAAGGGACCAGGCUAGAGAAGAAAUGGGUCCUGGGAUGAAGGUAGUAUAUCAGGGGGAGCCAGAAAAACUUGCACAGAAUUCUGAGAGCGGACCAGGGGGUCUUGAAGGGGGUCUUGAAGAGAAAACAAGAUCAACGAAGUUUGUUGGCAUUGGUGGGAGAGAGCAGGAGACACAGCGGGAGCACGUGCCAGCAGGAGAGAGCCCAGAGCCGGCAGCGGCAACGCAGGCGGGUAAGGGAGAGCAAGUGACAUCAGAGACGCUCAACUGGCCCUCCUUAGGCCACAGGGAGGCAGAUGGGAAGCCAGAAGCUAUCAUGUGGAGGAGGGAAAAUGCAGGAGGUACUGAGGAAAGUCUUGGGGAGUUCCCUGGCCCCCUGCCCCCACCAGGUUCCAUUCAAACCAUUAGCACCCCUAGGCCCUGGCGAGGGGAAGCCCCGUGGCUGGGGGAGGGCCAGCCUGCCCUGUGGAGCAUCCUACUGUUGCCACCCAGAUGUGGCAAUCCCUUCUCCUCUAGCACCCCCAUCACUGGAGCCUGGCAGUUCUGGCCUUGGGACCAGAGGAUCCCACCUCCCCAGCAUCCCCACAAAGGGUUCUGGGGCCAGAACCAGUUGGCCUCUUCCAGCCCCACCCCAGGUUCCCUCCCCCAGGGCCCCACCCAGCUCAGCCUUGGGGAGAUGGAUGAGUGUGAUCGGAGGCGCAGAGAAGUUUUUGCGACCUGUGUGGGUCAUGUGGGCACAGCAGGCCACCCGUCUCGCCAACAGCCUCUCUUGCCCCCUCGUACUACAUCCCGGCCCUAUUCUUGUUCUGUCUGUGGCAAGCGAUUUUCACUCAAGCAUCAGAUGGAGACACACUACCGCGUCCACACAGGAGAGAAGCCUUUUUCCUGUAGCCUCUGUCCCCAACGCUCCCGGGACUUCUCGGCCAUGACCAAGCACCUGCGGACGCACGGGGCUGCACCCUACCGCUGCCCUCUGUGCCAGGCCGGCUGCCCCAGCCUGGCCUCCAUGCAGGCGCACAUGCGCGGCCACUCGCCCAGCCAGCUCCCGCCCGGAUGGACCAUCCGCUCCACCUUCCUCUACUCCUCCUCCAGACCGGCCAGGGCCUCGCCUUCUCCCUGUAGCGCCCCUUCCUCCACCACCUGACGGGCGAUCGGGAGCUUCCCGGGCCACAGCCAAGAGUAGGAUUGCAAAAGGAAGGACAGUCCGCGGCUCGGGCCGCGCGCGCCUGCCGCCGCCGAGCCGUCCGGCUCCCAGAAGCGCCGCCCCGAGUCCUCUCCCAGAUGACCGCGGGCCGCAGACGCCCCGCAGGGAGCCUGGAGCGGGAGGCAGG